AUGAAAAUACACGAGUUCCAGGCCAAGGAAAUCUUCGCCCGCUACGGCAUUCCGGUGCCCCAGGGUACAAUCGCCGCCAGCGCCGAUGAGGCGCGCGCCGCAACCGAACACUUCGGCGGCCGGGCCGUCGUCAAGGCCCAGGUCCACGCCGGCGGUCGGGGACAGGCUGGGGGCGUCAAAGUGGCCCAGUCCUCAGAUGAAGCCGCGAGUACCGCUGCCGCCAUGCUCUCCACCAGCCUCGUAACCAAGCAGACCGGACCCGAAGGGGUGCCUGUGAACCAGUCCUGA
Geodia barretti is the source of this 288-nucleotide messenger RNA. The record is from the annotation of a GenBank genome assembly. NCBI's taxonomy places the organism in Eukaryota, Metazoa, Porifera, Demospongiae, Tetractinellida, Geodiidae.